CAAAAGUUGGCGAUGAACUCAGAGUAGGAGGGGGUGCCAUUCCUAGCCUCCUGGAGUCUGCAAAGAAAAGGGCCCACGUCAAUCAGGAGGCUUGCGCUAACUCCUGCGGGUGACUGCCACAUCCCCCAGUGUAGGAAAAUGCAUUCUUUUGUUGUUGGCGGAGACAGUCCCCUUCCGCAGCUCCCGGGCCAAGGCUAGCUAACGACCAGGAGAAAUAAGAGUGGAAAAUGCAAAACAACGAAAUUAUUAAGCCGGCCAAAUACUUCUCAGAGCUGGAGAAGAGCAUCUUGCUUGCUUUGGUAGAAAAGUACAAGUAUGUGUUGGAGUGUAAGAAAAGCGAUGCGCGAACUAUUGCCCUCAAGCAGCGCACCUGGCAGGCACUGGCCCACGAGUACAACUCUCAGCCCAGCGUGUCGCUGCGGGAUUUCAAACAGCUGAAGAAGUGCUGGGAGAACAUCAAGGCUCGGACCAAAAAAAUUAUGGCCCAUGAGAGAAGGGAGAAAGUGAAGCGCAGCGGGAGCCCACUGCUGAGUAACCACGUCCUGGGCAAGGAGAAGAUCGGCAACAUGCUGCCUGAGCAGCUGUACUUCCUGCAGAGCCCACCCGAGGAGGAGCCCGAAUACCACCCGGAUGCAGCUGCCCAAGAAUCCUUUGCUGUUUCCAAUAGAGAACUGUGCGACGAUGAGAAAGAGUUCGUCCAUUUCCCAGUAUGUGAGGGGACCUCACAACCCGAACCUUCAUGUUCAGCCGUCAGAAUAACAGCCAAUAAAAACUACAGGAGCAAACCCCCUCAGGAAGGUGCUUUAAAAAAGAUGCACGAGGAAGAGCACCAUCAGCAAAUGUCCAUCUUACAGCUGCAGCUGAUCCAAAUGAAUGAGGUGCACGUGGCCAAAAUCCAGCAGAUAGAGCGGGAGUGUGAGAUGGCCGAGGAAGAACACAGGAUCAAAAUGGAAGUCCUCAAUAAGAAGAAGAUGUACUGGGAAAGAAAACUACAAACUUUUACCAAGGAGUGGCCUGUUUCCUCAUUUAACCGGCCCUUCCCCAAUUCACCCUAAGACUUGGGGAUGGCGCCCUUACGUAGUGAAUCUGUGUUGGCAAGUUUGGGAUGUGACCUCUGCGGUCAGUAGCCGGUGACAGACCCACGGCUAGGUGAAUUAGAGUGGUAGCAGUCACUUAUUUAAGAGUACAUUCAGGUAAACAGCUGAACCCGUGUCCCCCUAACAUGGCCACGAAGCUGUUCCAGUCUCUGAAGACCACCACUACGUGCUAUCAUUCUGAAUGUAAUGUUCCUUAAUUAGAAUUCAUAGAAGAACCAUGUGUGAGUGUUGUGUUUUUUAUUUUAUUUUAUUUUAACAAAAUGCGAGUGUGAUGAUAAAGGAGUGUGGCUGGUGAUUUCUACUUUAUUUUUUGGUGUUUUUUUGUUUUUUGUUUUUUGUUUUUUUUUGGUUUUUCGAGACAGGGUUUCUCUGUGUAGUUUUGCGCCUUUCCUGGAAUUCACUUGGUAGUCCAGGCUGGCCUCGAACUCACAGAGAUCCGCCUGGCUCUGCCUCCCGAGUGCUGGGACUAAAGGCGUGCGCCACCACCGCCCGGCUUGUUUUUGUUUUUUUUUUUCAGCUGACAGUGGAGCUUUUGCACCCGGAUGUAAAGCCCUCCCACUGUAGCGGCUGCCCUGCGUGGCUGUGUCUCCAUCUUUUUGGUGUCAUGCUCUGAGUAUGGAUGGAUGUUUGGAAAGCCCAGCCUUUGGAAGGGUAUUUCCUAACAGGGCUCACAAACUGCCUUUCAAGGCUUUCCCCAAAGAGGCUUUCUAAGUAGUAUCUCCCACAAUGGUGGUUUUAGUAGAAGUAGGGAUAUAACAACUUUGAGGGUUUAAUGUUCAUUUAGGUUCCUACAUCCUGUUUUUGUUUUAUUAAAAAACGUCUUAAAAUGUUUUAGUUACACUGUGUAUGUUUUUGAAGGUGCUGCCCUCCCAGCCCAGAUCCCUCCCAACUUUUUACUACUGAGUGAAUGGUUGCCCUGACUUUAUUUAGUCUCUAGCCUCCUUAGGAAAGGCCUUGCUCUCGCUGUGCUCAUCAAGGUACUAGCCGAUGGUAAUGCUGUAUUGCUGGUGUUGCACCGCCAGUCAGGAUUAGGCUUUCUAAGGAUCUGUUACUAACAUAUGUGGAGCUAUGGAUGGAUAAAUGGGUGUUUUGAUUGAGCUCUGAGACUUCUGCUGUAGCCUAAUGUUGUUGUUUUUUUAAUGGUCUUUAGAUCAUUUAGAGUUGGGGGCAGUAGUAGCUGGAAGCGGCAGAGUGACAGUUAAGUGCCCAGGCAGAUGAGCAGUUUCUGAGAAUGAGGUUCUGUACGGGGCGGGGGAGGGGGGAAGUGGUCAGGGCUGGUGUGCUAAGUGUGGCUCUGCCUAAAGGUGCUGUGUGACUGGCUAACUCCUUAAAACCUUGACCUGGUGCUUCCCGUCCACAGAACGAGGGAGUUGAGCUAUAUAACGUUUGGAGCCUGUUUCAGCUCCUUGACCAUGGUGUGGCUUGUACCAGCCUCUGUGCAUACUGCUGAAGUCAUGGCAGCCGGGAGGGCAUGGGUCUACACAGGGUUGUCUCCAGUGUAGACCAAAGUGGCCAAGCUUUGGGAUUUGGGUCCUGGGGCCUGUAAGGUUUUGUAAGGUUCUCACAGGCUCACAGUUUGUGCACUGCAUAUAACGUAAGCAGGUAUCAAUUUUGUACAUUGAAUCUAUUUUAAAUAUUUUAGAGGAAUUAGUCCAUUAUUUUAGAUAUAUCCUGCAACGAGAGACUAGACGUAGGAUCCUUUCAUGAGGAUUUCUGUUCUUAGUUUUUAUUAAAUGGAUCCUUCAGAGAAUGAAGGGUUUUAAAGUUUCCAGUUCAGAUGGUAUGUGGAAGAUAAAAAUUGACUCCCUGUGCCCCCUUCAGGAUCAGGACAGGGAUGGAAAGGUCUAAACACAAAUGUAAGAUGAAGAGGGUUGCCUUUGCUUCACCUACUGAUCUAUCCAAACAUCUUAUUAAUAUGCACAUCCCAGAGAAAGGCGUGAGAUUCUUUCUGCUUUUCUUGCAAUCCCAGGUUUUGCCUGAUCUGAUAGUCUGUUCAACACACCUCAGAAUGACAGGACUUAAAGGGACCUUAGGAAGUUUUGCAUCUUUUGUAUACCGUGAUGUGCUGGUUAUGCUUUUCUAAGAAAUUAUGACUUAAACUCACAAACAGCAACAUAGAAUAACAAAAAAUUCCCCACACCGUAGUGCAUUUUAAUUGGACUAUAAAAGUACUGAACUAAUUCCUGACUGAACAAAUACAGGAUAAUUAAGCCAGAGCCGAAAACCGCUUGCUGUACCGCUAAUGGUAUUUAUGAGUUUACAACAGUGGUUUGCAAUAUUUGACUAUGUGUUAGAAAUAAUAUUUUAUAAAUAAUUAGUCCUGCUGGGUCUCACUUCCAGAGGGUUCUGAGUCAGUUGACUUGUGGUGGGGCCCGAUAUUCAGUAGUUUUUGAACCUUUGUAGGUGAUUAUGACUAAUUGAGAUUGAGAACCACUUUGUGCAGAGUUCAUGAGUGUGUUUCUGUUGGUUCUUAAGUCCACACAGCCAUGAAGAAGUAAGGAAUUGAUGUUCAGAGAAGAACCCAUCUGGUACGUGGCCUGUCGCUGGUAAAUAGCAAAGGAGACCUGCAGGCAGGGUCUCCUGGUUCUGGAACACACAGCCCCACCUGCUGCCUUUCCCCCUUUUUCUUGCGGCCAUAGCAAGAGUUUGUAUUAUGCUGAGACCUGGAUAAUGUUACAGAGUGCUUGCUGAAGCACCUUCAUUCAUGAACAAACACAGCACAUCCCCAUUCAUUUUACUUUCAAGCCUUUUAUUACCUGAGGUAGAAAUGCAAUAACCAUUUCUUGAAAGGAAUUGUGGGGUAGGUACAUAUUAAGAUACAUAAUUAAAAAUAUUAAGACAUGGUUCAACAUCAUAGACGUUACCCAGGACGGGGGAGGGUUUCUACACAGCAGACUGUGGAUUUAACACAUCAUCAAAUGCUUUUUUAGCUGAUAGAAAACUAAGAAAAACGAGGAAGGGAAUCAUAGAGGGGUGGUAUUUGAAUUGAGUCUUUAGAGCUGACAUUUUGGCAGGUGGGGAUUUGGAAAGCAGAGCACAUCGCUAGAUAACACGUAGAUGGGAGAGAGAAAAGUGAGGUAGAGGGGGAUUUUCAAAUUGGAUCAGAACUGUGCAGCAGGAGGAAAACCAGAAGAUGGAACUGAGAGGAGAGGAGGCUGGAGUUGGGGAUUACAAGUAGGAGGGUUUGGCUUUGGUUAGGUGAGGGGUCAGGACCAGGAGGAGGUGGUGAAGAGACCAGUGUGAAGGGUAGACUCAGACUUGGUGUUGGUUUUUGUUGGACAGGAGUGGAAGGUGUUCAGAGCUAGACUCGUGAGAGAAUAAUGCUGAUGACUGAACCGAAGGAAUGAUGCAGAUGCCCUCUAGGACACAUGACCUGUCCUGGAGGAGCCUAGGACAAACACUGGUGCUUGUUCUCGGGUCUUUGGCUGUCAUGUCUCUGCAGUGACUUUCUCCUCUUCACCUACCCUUGUUCCGUCCACCUGUUCGCUUGAACUAGCCCUCCUGGGGCCUUAGUCACGUGACCCAUUUGGCACUGACCCUGUCACCAACAUCCCCAUUGCCACCAGAGGCACACUGGAUAUCUCUUACAUUGGGCUGCUCUAAGAUGAGCAGAGGAGGGUUUUGUUGUUGUUUUGUGGUGGCCUCCAGUUUUUCUUUAGAUAGUUGGUACCCACCAAUUCGAGGUGGUUUUUGCUUGUUUGUUUGUUUUGUUUUAUGUCUCAUGUUGAGUAGAGAAGUCCUGGCUAAAAAAGGUUGGUGACCUCCAUGUCUGCAUAUCACAGCCCUUUAAAAAAAAAUCAAAAACGGGAUGCUACCCAGUGGGUGCACAGUUUAGGAAUGGUCCAAGGGUUUUGCUGGGAUAAUCUUUAAAUGCAUUUUCCUUUUGAUCCACUUCAGAGGAGACUAGGAGGCAGAGAUGGCCUGGUAGGAGAGUACAUUCGAGGUGUCAACAGUCUGCAGUGUCAGGUCAAUGACAUCAGCACUUGGUCUAGACCAGAGGAAAGGCAUGAUUGUGCCUCCUGGGAAUGUCGCAAGGACCUGGUAAUUAUAUUUGGCAAAGCUGUGAGGAGCAGCUCGCUCCGUAAUGCCAUUGCUAAGAAUGACCCUUUCAGAAGCCUUUCUGGAUGCCUGAGCUUUUUGGAUGGAGGGCGCUUCAUUUCUGCAGUGCCUUCCUUCCUGCUGGGCUGUUUCCCAGGUGGUCUUCCUGCUCCUCCCCAUCCUUGCUUCCUUAUCUGUAUUUUCUCCCGUCUCCCCUCCCCCCCAAGCCCCGUUUCUCCAGCCCCCUUCUGCCCUCACCACAGCUUCCACUCUCUCAUGCUGGAGGUGGAAAGGCUGAGGAUGCUGGUGCUGGAUAUGCUCAGAGGACGGCUCGUUCAGCACCCGAGGUAGCCUCAGUCCAUGCUUCCGUGACGUGCUUCCAUGAUGCAGUUGCUACCUUUGUGUUCGUGGGACUCCAAAGUCUUGGGAAAGGUGACCAGGAACCUGUGACAGCAACAGAUGCUUUCCCAAGUGUGCCAUAUAUUAUGCUCUUCAACACAGUUUACUAAUCUCUGCCUCAGUUUCUCCAUCUGUGAAAGUGAUGUAAUACUUAUCUACCUCCCUUGGAUGUUGUGAAGAUUAGUAUGUGUUGGUAAAGCACUUUUGAAAUAAAGACUGAUACCAAGCAUUUGA
Messenger RNA from Peromyscus maniculatus bairdii (prairie deer mouse), 5768 nucleotides. It is a transcript of the gene Msantd3, whose product is annotated as Myb/SANT DNA binding domain containing 3. The record is from RefSeq and is a predicted model, not a curated record. NCBI's taxonomy places the organism in Eukaryota, Metazoa, Chordata, Mammalia, Rodentia, Cricetidae.